UACACUCUGCUAUUGCACGCAGUAUCCCAAAGAUUUCUUUGCUUUGUUUUUACUUGGCGCUCGCUCACGCAUAGCAGCUGCAAAAGCAACGGAAUUUCAAAGUCAGUUUAGUUCUUUCGUGGAAUUGAGCGAAUGCGGUUCUUCAGAGUGAAGGAAAUAUCUUGUUUGUGUACAUUUCCCAAUUAGGAAAUUACUUCGGUCACAAAAAAGUGCCGAAGCAACAAUUAUUUGGAAAGUUUGCUAUAAAUAAUAGUAGGAGAAAGCAUUAUAAAGUAAUUGAAGAGUGUUAAAUAUUCUCCUCUAAGUGUUUCUGUUCGGUACUAAUCAAAUUGCUGUUGAAAAUCAAAUUCAAGUGAAUGGGGAGCUGGAUAAAUUGAUUUUUACUUUUGCCCUCCAUUGUGAUCGUGUGAAAAAAUAGUCUAUGCUCUUGUGUGUUUGUACGAAAUUUUCGUUGCAUUCGCGGUUUGUGUGUGUAUGUAUUUACUUGUGUUGUGCUGUUAAAUGAAUCGUUGUUGCGCUAAUCACAACUUCAACCGGCUAAAGUGAAUUACUUUCCCACGAUAAUAAAUACUCAUUAGCUAUGGCCAGUCAGCAGCAGUCGAAUAUGGAUUCGGCGAGUGCAAAUUUUGAGGAACUGCAGCAAAAGGAAAUCACGGCUAUUCCACAGUAUGGCCUAAAAUUGAAAUUUGAUCAUGUUUGGCCUGAGAAGCGUAAUCAGAAUUUUCGACCAACGUUCAGACAAACAUUGCCUUUGUUGCCAUUAGCGUGCAGAUAUUCCGCUUACUAUUGGAAGGUAACUCGUGAGAAUCGGCGCUGUUAUAUGGACUAUUAUUAUACGGAGAAUGGUAAGCAAAUGUAUGGCGUUCCUUUGGGUGGUAUUGGUGGCGGUACUAUAGGACGUGGUUUUGCUGGCGAGUUCUGUCGUUUUCAAAUGCGUCCCGGCAUGUAUGAGUAUAAUGUCGUGCAAGCGAAUCAAUUUAUUGUGACCAUUAAGGAUGCUAAGGGUUGCACGAUAUUUCAGAGUUUACUAUCGAAGCAUAGCGCCCUUGACAGCGUCAACUCUCAAUGUAAUAUGCCCAAUUGCAGCAGUCGCUCCAAACAGCCUCUACACACCUGGCACUCCAACAUUGAUGACUCGAAAUGCUCUUAUACGGGCUUGUAUCCGCGCGCCUGGACCGAAUAUGAUCUUACUGCGUACGGCGUGCGACUGAUUUGUCGUCAAAUUUCGCCCGUCAUACCGCACGACUACAAAGACUCCUGCCUGCCUUGCGCCGUCUUCGUGUGGUCUGUAGAGAAUGUAUGCGCGGAGGAGCGUAAAGUUUCCAUAACAUUCACGUUUAAGAAUGGUACUGGCACUAAAAAACAAGACGCCGAAGGCGGUGCUGAGGCAAUGCUUAUUACGCAGGGCAAUGUGAAGGGCGUUGGUAUACGACAAAAAAUUGCUGGCAUGCCAUGUACCUACAAUUUGGGUUGUCGCGUUUUGCCCGAAAUCAGUAUUACACGCUGCACGCAGUUCGAUCCGUACGGCACGGGAGAACAACUGUGGUCAGAGUUAAAGGAGAAUGGACAACUCAAUGAAAAGCAUUGUGAUGAGGCGUUGAAAACUAAGGAUCUCGGUGUCGCUUUAUGCGCACAAAUCGCACUCAAACCAAAUUCUAGUCAUGACUUGGAAUUCGUAUUAGCCUGGGAUAUGCCACUGAUACAUUUUCCAAAGAAACUCAAAUCAUAUACUCGUUACUAUACAAAAUAUUUCGAUGCUUCCGGUGAGGCUGGUCCCAAGAUAUGCGAGUAUGCAUUGAAGCACUAUAGUAGCUGGGAGAAAUUAAUUGAUGCUUGGCAGCGACCCAUACUCAAUGAUGACGGUCUGCCUGAUUGGUAUAAAUGCGCAAUCUUCAAUCAAUUGUACUUCAUUUCGGAUGGUGGCACUAUCUGGUUGACGUGCGACUCAUCGUUCGGCAAAAAGUUGAACUACGAUGAUCCCAGACUGGCUUACGGCCGUUUUGGUUAUUUGGAGGGUCAUGAGUACCGCAUGUACAAUACCUACGACGUACAUUUCUAUGCCUCAUCUGCACUAUCGCAUCUCUGGCCGAAUUUGCAAGUGAGUCUACAGUACGACAUUAGAGAUGCCAUUGAUGUUGAUCUGCCCGAUACACGCAAAAUGCUUUACGAUGGUAAAAUUCUGCCACGACAUAUUAAGAAUUGUGUGCCGCAUGAUCUCGGCGAUCCGGACGAGGAACCUUUCACACUCAUUAACACUUAUAACAUACACGAUGUUAACCACUGGAAGGAUUUGAACACGAAAUUUGUGCUACAAGUGUAUCGUGAUUAUUAUGUACUGAAUGAAUUGGCACAGGCGCAGGCCGAUAAUGCCAGUAAGUUCAGUUCGAUUGAGUUCAUCGAUAAGGAUAGUUUGUAUGAAAUGUAUAUGCAGGAUAAUAAACGUAAGAAUUCUGCAGAUGAAAAGCAGCAAAAUCGCAAAUCAGCCUCUUUAUACAUAAAUGAAACCAAUGGCAAAGUUUAUUUAAUGGAUUCUAUGGCCUAUUUGAAGGCAAUGUACCCCGCUUGUAAGGUGAUUAUGGAGCGCACAAUUGAAUAUGAUAAGGAUAAUGAUGGGCUUAUUGAAAAUAUGAAAAUGCCCGAUCAAACGUUUGAUACCUGGGUGAUGGAUGGUCCCAGCGCCUACUGUGCUGGCUUAUGGCUUGCUGCCUUGCAAACCAUGUCAGUUAUGGCUACGCUAUUAGAUCAACCGAACGAUUGUUUACGCUUUCAGGAUAUUUUGGAACGUGGCAAACAUUCGCUGGAGGAGAAAUUAUGGAAUGGUAAUUAUUAUCGAUUCGAUAUGCAUCAUAAGGACACUAUAAUGGCCGAUCAGCUGUGCGGACAUUGGUACUUGAAGACAUGCGGUUUCGAUUAUGAGAUUUAUCCAAAAGAGAAUGUACGCAAAGCCCUCAAACAAAUCUAUCAGAAUAAUGUUAUGAGUUUCCAAGGUGGUAAUUUGGGUGCUGUCAAUGGUUUCAUUGUUAAUGCAGAUCCCGGAAAACCCGGACAUGCCGAUAGUACUACGCUACAGAGUGAGGAAGUUUGGCCGGGCGUUACUUUUGCUCUAGCCGCUACCAUGAUACAGGAGGGCAUGUUCGAGGAGGGCUUUCAAACGGCCGGUGGUCUCUACAAAACCCUAAGUGAACGCAUCGGUAUGAAUUUUGAAACACCAGAAGCAUUAUAUGCGGAAAAACAUUAUCGUUCUAUUGGUUAUAUGCGACCAUUAAGCAUUUGGUCCAUGCAAGUGGCUUGGGAGCGGAGAAAAGCGUUACGCGAUUAAAUUUAUUAAAUAAACAAAAAUUGCAGAGAAACAUUUGAGCAAUGAGAAAAGUGAAAUUUUUGGUGUGCUAUUAUGUAUAAAUGCAUGUUAAACCAGUUCGAGAUUACACACUAAUUAUAUAAACUGAUACAUAUAUACAUAUAUGUAUGCAUGCUAUAUGUAAGUCUAUUUAAAAAGGCGCAACUUUAUAUAUAUAUUUUCUGUAAAAAAAAAAUUCAAAGCAAGUUAAAAAUUAUAAAGCGGAAAAGAAAGUACAAGACUAUGGUAAAAGAGCAUGAAUUUGAGAGCAUUAUUAAUUUUUUAAAAAUAUUUUAUUUAUAAAAAAAACCAAAAAUUCAAACUAUACAUAUUAUUAUUUGUACAAAUAAGCCUAGCUGUUAGAAUUCUCAAACCCGAGAGAAAGAGUAGAGUAUUCUUUUAAUUAAUGCAGCAAAGUAACAAGCACUAAAUUUGAUAUUUUUGCAAAAAAGAAAAGCAACAUCUGCGGAGUACAGACCGUUAAGGCAGAACAGAUAAAGUAGUAGAUGUGGUCCGCCCUGUUUUCCUGAUUUUAAUGGUAUACAUUUUUU
Ceratitis capitata (Mediterranean fruit fly) is the source of this 3888-nucleotide messenger RNA. Its product is annotated as non-lysosomal glucosylceramidase. The record is from RefSeq and is a predicted model, not a curated record. The transcript is spliced from 11 exons. Gene Ontology annotation, molecular function: glucosylceramidase activity; beta-glucosidase activity. Bases 581 to 3319 code for a protein of 912 amino acids. NCBI's taxonomy places the organism in Eukaryota, Metazoa, Arthropoda, Insecta, Diptera, Tephritidae. Gene Ontology annotation, biological process: glucosylceramide catabolic process; carbohydrate metabolic process. Gene Ontology annotation, cellular component: membrane.